This is a messenger RNA of Venustampulla echinocandica, 810 nucleotides long. RefSeq lists its product as uncharacterized. The record is from RefSeq and is a predicted model, not a curated record. Bases 1 to 810 code for a protein of 269 amino acids. The transcript has 2 exons. NCBI's taxonomy places the organism in Eukaryota, Fungi, Ascomycota, Leotiomycetes, Helotiales, Pleuroascaceae.
AUGAAUUCGCCAUCAGAUACGGGCCAAGUAGGGGUGGAUGCCUGUAAUAACUCGCCAGAUCAUCGCGAUCUAGUCGUCGACUUGCCUCAGAGCGGUCUAGAUCAGGUUCCUCCAGCCAGCGAUGACUUGGGAUCGAUUGAAAUCUGGAUAAAGGGUCGGAAAUACUCGCUAGCAGCACUUCGAGUCACUCUCACGAAGGAAUUAGAGACAAUCACAGACUCAUUCCUCAAGGCGCGACUCAUCGAACGCUGUCAGGAAGCUCGCUGGCGCCGAAAGCACGAGACUCGUACUCGCUCAGUACUAGUUAAAGAAGAAUUGGAAGCAGCACUGGAGGUCCGAGAGUCAAUAUGCCGGUUUAGACACUCGUUUAUCAAGGAAUACCGAGCCGCGGAUGCGCGAAUGACGCAAAUGGGUGAUGGGGUUUCGUCAAUGCUCCGUAAUGAAUUCAGGGACAAGGAACUUGCACAUUACUCAUCCGACGAGGAACGGCAACAAGUCUGGAAAGAAUUUCUUAACACCUCGAAAACAGAGUGGCGUAUAUUUCGAGACAAUCUCAAAAGGAUCGAGGAGAUUUAUGGGAAGAAGGGGAAGGAGAAGGCUCAUGAUAUACCGAUUGAAGAUGAUGAGCUUGAUACCUCUGAUGAAUAUGAAUGGGAUUCUAGCGAUGACGAGGUUCUGAAGGCUAUCAAGAAUCCGCAAGGGACCAACCGGAGUACGACCAUGAGUGGGUACGAAAAGGUGACUGCGUUCUCGAAGCAUUGGGACUUCCAGGCAGCAAUACGAGGCAUGGGAAGAUCCAUGAAUCCUUAA